UUACAACAGUGUCUCUGUGAUUUUUUCCCGUGCUAGCUAAUAUUACAUAAGAUGCAGGCUUGUCUGUUGUUGGCAAGCGUGGCGGUGCUGGCAGCGCUGGCGACGGCGCAGAAGCCCGGCCGGUUCCUCUCCCUCCCCGUGCCCUCCAAGUGCGCUAACAGGCCCAAAGAGUUCUUCUACCGCGGUCACAACUACUUCUACAGCGGGCACGUGCCGGCGCUGGCCAACAGGAAGGUGGACUGGCUGGACGGCCGCAACAUCUGCCGCGAGUACUGCAUGGACCUCGUCUCCAUGGAGACGCAGGAGGAAAACAAUCUAAUCUUCAAGCUGAUCCAGCAGAACGAUGUGCCCUACAUUUGGACUUCAGGUCGCCUUUGUGAUUUCAAGGGUUGCGAGUCUCGCAAGGAUCUUGAACCCAAGAACAUCCUCGGAUGGUUCUGGUCCGCAAACAGGGAAAAGCUGUCGCCAACCAACCAGAUCCCCAACGGCUGGGGCUACAACCCGUGGUCUCAGACCGGGCACAAGAAGCAGCGCCAGCCCGACAACGCGGAGUUCGACAUCAACGGCACCAGCGAGUCCUGCCUCAGCAUCCUUAACAACGUGUACAACGACGGAAUCGCGUGGCAUGACGUCGCCUGCUACCACGAGAAGCCCAUCGUCUGCGAGGACUCCGAGGAGCUCCUCAACUACGUCGCCAGCACCAACCCCGGCAUUCGUCUAUGAGCCGUACACUUAAUCCCGUAACUCCAAUUGGUAUGGUCACCCCUCAUAAUAGCACCAUAUUACCGCACAUUCUAGGACUUGCCAUACUCAUGGUGAUCUCUCCCCCCACUGCCCCCUCUGACGUACGGAUGUACAGAAGGUAAUAGUUUAAGUAUUAUUAUCUAAGUUAACCUAAGAAAAGAUUUAUAUUUGUAUAUAAAAUAAAACACAUAAAAAUUA
Messenger RNA from Aricia agestis (brown argus), 942 nucleotides. RefSeq lists its product as uncharacterized. NCBI's taxonomy places the organism in Eukaryota, Metazoa, Arthropoda, Insecta, Lepidoptera, Lycaenidae. Bases 52 to 723 code for a protein of 223 amino acids. The record is from RefSeq and is a predicted model, not a curated record. The transcript has 5 exons.